Darwinula stevensoni is the source of this 805-nucleotide messenger RNA. Lineage: Eukaryota; Metazoa; Arthropoda; Ostracoda; Podocopida; Darwinulidae. The record is from the annotation of a GenBank genome assembly.
CAGCAGCCUUGCCAGCUACCUACACGGCACGCGCAUAGGCGUAGUCGUAGAAUACGAAGGCAAGGAAACCGCCGCCAAAGAUACCGCUAUGCAUAUCGCCGCCAUGAAACCGGUGGCUCUGACCAGCAAAGACGUACCCGCAAACCUCAUCGAAAAAGAGCGCUCAGUCGCCACAGCCAAAGCAGCAGAAUCUGGCAAGCCAGCAGAUAUUGCAACCAAAAUGAUUGAAGGCUCGGUACAGAAAUACCUUAAAGAAGUCAGCCUAUUCGAUCAAACCUUCGUUAAAAACGACAAACAAACCGUAGAACAAAUGCUCAAGGCUGAAGGCACUACCGUUAAAGGCUUUACCCUCUAUAUCGUAGGCGAAGGCAUAGAGAAAAAAGUCGAUGAUUUUGCCGCAGAAGUAGCCGCGCAAAAUACCGGCAUCCGUUUCUACCACCACAUCAGCACAAAGGAAAGCCCUCUUAUGUCUCAGCCCGUCCACCAUCGCAUCUUGCUAAAACUCUCUGGGGAAGCGCUUAUGGGGGACGACAGCUUUGGCAUCAAUCGCGACACCAUCGUACGCAUGGUGGCAGAAAUUAAAGACGUAGUGGAUAUGGGCGUGCAAGUGGCCAUCGUCAUAGGCGGAGGCAAUAUUUUCCGUGGCGUUGCAGGCGGCUCCGUGGGUAUGGAUAGAGCAACCGCAGACUAUAUGGGCAUGCUCGCCACCGUUAUGAACGCCCUGGCCUUGGCUGAUACCAUGAACCAUGCCGGCUUGACCGCGCGGGUCAUGUCCGCCAUCAAUAUCGAGCAGAUUGUAGAACCC